AUGCCUUGGCACCCAUGGCCGCUCGAGGGUCCGGCCGCGCAACCGCAACCGCAACUGCAACCACACUUCCCCGCGGCCCCCUCAUUGUCGCCCUUGUCGCCGUUCGACGGCGUCGUCCUGCUGGAUAACUCACCCGCCGCGUCGCCGCAUGUCACCCCGGAGCCUCGCCGCGCCCCGUCGCGCGAAGCGGCCGACGUCAUCCUGCUCGACACCCCGCCGCAGCAGCCGGCCCACCCCUUCCCUGAGACCAUUCUGAUCGAGGACAGCCCUCGGAAGCGCCGUCGCCGCGACUCGGGAGCUUCGUCGCCAAUGCCGCCGCUCUCCCCGCCGGAGAUCACCUCCCCCGUCAUUGUCGUCGACGACGACGACGCCCGAUCCAUCCCACAGCCGCGCCGCACCCCCACCUUCUACCAGGACUCCACCGCAUCGAUUGCCGGAUACCGCGCCCACCGCCGUCGCGUUGCCAGACGGACAGGCCCUAUGCCCCUGCCGCGCAGAAGCUUCAUCGCGCCGGACGAUGUCAUCGCAACGGCCGCCGCGGGCCCCCGCCUUCGCCCGCUUGCCUCACCCCACGACUCCUAUGCCGUUCCGACACCAUCCUCCCACCCGGCGGGCCCAGCAGCACUACCCCCCGUCUCCCCUCGUCGCUCAAUGCCGCGAAUCCCGAGCCACCGCCCCGGCCCUGCGCUUCGUCAAUAUGACUCUGCGACGAGAGCGCAAAUGCCCCCCGUCAAUUUGGCCAACCCGCGCCAGGCUGCGCCGACGUUGACCGCCCGCACUCGCCCCAGAAGAGCCUCACCAUCUCCCAACCAGUUCGACUUCUUUCCCGCAUUGGAUAUUUUCAGUAACUCCAAUUCCCAGCUCUCGGACCCUCCCAUGAUUGCGUCCAUGACUGCGUCCCUGGGGCCGCCAGAGACGGACUGGCAUGAUACCGCCUACGACCUUCCCACCACCCUGACUGGAGCUUCAUCCGAUCUUCAAUUCGAAAGGAGGUUGCCGGCCUUCUAUCAUGCCAUUCACACAUUUGAAGAAUCUCCACAGAGACCUAUCUCGGAUACCAGCCAGUCUGCGUCCUCCACUGUGCCGCUAUCGAAUUCGAAUGCGGCAGGCCCGAGCCCGGCCAGUGUUCGCGCUUCGCUUCGUUCGGCCGAUUAUCGCCAUCGUGCCGCUCGUCACAUCGCCGUUCGGGCCAUGCAGCAAUCUGCCCUUCGUCCUCAACGCAGUUAUGGAGGUCUUGCUGCUCGCGGGCUUUCUCACACCAACCGAUCGCUUGGGGCGGCUGGUCCCUCUGAACUCCAGUCGAGACUCCCGGGUGCAUCUUCAACCCGCAACUCUGUGGAGUCUGGCGUCCGCCAUGCAAUCAGGGAGGUUAGGAAUGCGAGCUACUUAUUGGAAACCACAGAUUCCGCCAGAAACCGCCGUCGGGGCACAAGAUCUCGGUCGGUCGAGACCCGUAGUACUUUGGGCUUCGACUUUUUGCGCGAGGGUCACGCGAGUGACUCAGCCGGCAGGCCUCGCCGCUCGAAUGAUCCCUUUAUAUCGCGUCGGGGUCGCGGUCGAAGGGGUUCGCAAUCUCCUUUCUUCGCUAGUCAUCACACUGUUCCCUUCGUGGCUACGGUCGAGUGGGCCCUCCAGGGAGAUCGUCUGGACUACGAGAAUUUGAUUCGGUUGGAUGAACAGCUCAUGAGAGACAAGAACCGCGCCGACACUUCGCAGAUUGACUCUCUGCCGAUGCAAAAGGCCACCACUGCCGACAAGGAGAUUAGGUGUUGCGUUUGCAUGUGCGAUGUCGAAGAGGGCGAGGAACUUCGCGUGCUGCCUUGCUCGCACAAGUACCACAAAAAAUGUAUCGACGAAUGGCUCACUUACAAUGGCUGUUGCCCAGUGGACAAAAAGCGAAUUGCCCCACCGAGGUCGCGUCGGCGAUGCCCUGCCCACAGCGGCUAA
Messenger RNA from Chondrus crispus (carragheen), 1947 nucleotides. RefSeq lists its product as hypothetical. The record is from RefSeq and is a predicted model, not a curated record. The coding region runs from base 1 to 1947 and encodes 648 amino acids. The transcript has a single exon. Lineage: Eukaryota; Rhodophyta; Florideophyceae; Gigartinales; Gigartinaceae.